UUUAGUUUCUCGUAAAUGUCAUCUUUAUUGAUUAAAUUGUUAAAAAAUAACAUAUCGAGCAGACAAGGCUGGACUCCUAAGAAAAUGUUCGAGAAAGCUGACGAAUUCUUCCAAUCUAUGGGAAUGGAUCCUAUGCCACAAAAGUUCUGGGAAGGAAGUAUUCUAGAGAAACCUGAGGAUGGAAGAGAGCUCACUUGUCAUGCUUCAGCCUGGGACUUCUACGAUGGAGAGGACUUCAGGAUAAAACAAUGUACUCGAGUGAACCAAGAGGAUUUUAUUACAGUAAAUCAUGAGAUGGGGCAUAUUCAAUACUUUUUACAAUAUAAGACCCAACCUCAUCUAUACAGACAAGGAGCUAACCCAGGGUUCCACGAGGGGGUGGCUGAUAUCCUCUCUCUUUCAGUUGGUACUGCCACAUAUUUCAAACGAAUCGGGCUUUUAGCAGAGUCUGUUGAUAUAGAGUCCCUGUAUUUGGGUAAUGGGUAUUACUGUAAAGGUUACCAGUCCCUGUAUUUGGGUAAUGGAUGGGAUGUUUUCUCUGGAGAAACUACUGUUGAGAACAUGAACUGCCAUUGGUGGAAACUCAGACACGAAAUACAAGGACUGACUCCUCCUAAUAAGCGAAGUUAUGAAGAUUUCGAUGCUGGAUCUAAGUACCAUGUAGCCAAUGAUGUUCCAUAUGUCAGAUAUUUCACGGCAUUUGUUUAUGAAUUCCAGUUCUACCGAGCACUUUGUCUUAAAUCAGGAAAAUAUGUACCUGGGGACCCUAAGCUUCCCCUUCACAGAUGCAACUUCUAUGGUUCAAGAGAGGCGGGAGACAGUUUAAGAGAAAUGUUGAAACUAGGAUCAUCUAGGCCGUGGAAGGAAGCUAUGUUGACCCUGACAGGGCAACCGGAUAUGAAUACGGACGCACUCAGAGAAUAUUUCCUUCCGCUUGAAAACUUUUUAAAGAAGGAAAACAGAAAAAAUAAUGUUCAGGUUGGAUGGGGAAGGUUUAAUGUAAACUCUGUGUGUAAGGAAGCUCCAGUACAGAAGAAUACAAAAGGAAAUUUUGAAUUUAGAAACUCAGCUACAGAUACAAAGAAGAAAGUAAGGAAGGAAGACCCCUCAUUUUGGAAAAACCCGAAGUUGUCAAUCUUUGGAAGAAAAUCCGUAAUUAAUGGAUUGUUAUAUAAGUCUGGGGGGAUUUAUUUUUAUCCAUUAUUUUUGUAAUUGCUUUCUAAUAAAUCAUUUGCAAUCCAAA
Eurytemora carolleeae is the source of this 1243-nucleotide messenger RNA. RefSeq names its product angiotensin-converting enzyme. NCBI's taxonomy places the organism in Eukaryota, Metazoa, Arthropoda, Copepoda, Calanoida, Temoridae. Gene Ontology annotation, cellular component: plasma membrane. Gene Ontology annotation, molecular function: metallopeptidase activity; peptidyl-dipeptidase activity. Gene Ontology annotation, biological process: proteolysis. The record is from RefSeq and is a predicted model, not a curated record. The transcript has 13 exons. Bases 16 to 1212 code for a protein of 398 amino acids.